Messenger RNA from Motacilla alba alba, 8852 nucleotides. It is a transcript of the gene ALDH18A1, whose product is annotated as aldehyde dehydrogenase 18 family member A1. Gene Ontology annotation, molecular function: glutamate-5-semialdehyde dehydrogenase (NADP+) activity; ATP binding; glutamate 5-kinase activity. The record is from RefSeq and is a predicted model, not a curated record. Bases 5839 to 8241 code for a protein of 800 amino acids. Gene Ontology annotation, cellular component: cytoplasm; mitochondrion. NCBI's taxonomy places the organism in Eukaryota, Metazoa, Chordata, Aves, Passeriformes, Motacillidae. The transcript is spliced from 18 exons.
CGGACCCCGCAGACUCUCCCGAGCUGCGCAGAUUCGGGGUCGCUUUUUCUCGGCAGUCUCAGAGCGUUACUGCUGCGGGGAGUUACCGACAGUCUGAAAUUGCAGUUUGAUCCCCUGCGAGCACCCGACGAGCUGGUAAGAGCUGCACGGGCCUCAUCCAUCCGGAGAUCUGAGAAAGCAGAGCUGUUGCUUCUCUAGAGGUUUUUUUUUCCUUGCUGGUCUCUUGUGCCUACUUACGAGAUUUCUCCAUGCCCAAAGUAUUUAAACCCUCCUGACACUUGCAUGACAGCUAACAGUCACUCCCUAGGUUUUGACCCGACUUUGUGAUAAGCCUGUGUUCUUCACAUACUGUUUCUUCACAGUAGACAGAACAGGAUCAGAUUAGAGGUUUUUUUAAGUAACCUGAUAGCUCUCUGGAAAGAGUAAUCAAACUCUAGAUAAUGGAAACUUAAGCAAAGCUUACAUGGUUUACCAGAAUUAUUUGACAACUGUUUCUAUAUUAUGAAGUCAAGAGUUUUAAUUAUUAAAAAUAACUCAAAUAUUUCCAUACGCUUAUAAAAAUUUUCCACAUGCUUAUUAUGCCUGUGCCGAUGCUGUACGCUAAAAUUGAUGGAUACUUAGAGUGUUUACCUUCUUCCUCUUCCCAGAUUUGCUCUUGAGGAUACUGAGAAGAAAUUUACGAAGGGUUAAAAUAAACUUUUCUUCUUUUCUGCUCUGUAGUAAACUAUUUAUGUUUAGUCACUUUGGAAACAGUAUUACCUGUUCCAUAUUUGUGUCAGUGAAUAUUUUUCUUGUGUAAACUGCUUUGCUGGUUUAUUUUUUUGCUGUAUUUCCUUGCUCUUCUAAGCUACUGUUUUGUCACGAUUGUCAUAAAAAUUGUGUUCAAUAGCAAAGUAAGCAUCUUUCAGGCUUAUCUUCUGUAAUUGUUCAGCUGAUCUUAGCAUGUUGUGUUACUAGGAAUACAAAAACAAUGGUAUUUUUAUGGUUUUCUGCAGCAUCUGGGGAAGAAAACAUCUGAGAGUCACUGUGCGUGAUACUCUUAAAAGUCAGUUCAAGAUGUAGUGAAAAAAAAAGUAAAUAGAGUGGUAGAAGUUAUCACUUAAGGAAUGAAAUGCAGAAUAAAAGACCAUAUUAUGCCAGUAUAUUAAUCCUUUCUUCGUCCAAAUUUGAGUACUCUGUUCUCUGCUGCCGUUCCGGGCUCUCCCUUGGCUAGCAGGAGGCACUGUGUUUGGGCUAAUCAAGGAGGUGAAGGAAGAGCAGUGGAGAUCGUUACACGUAAAUGAAAUAGCCUUGAUAUAAGGAAAGAAAGAGCAUCCUGUGCUGAUGUCUUGAGGCAGUGUAGUGUAAGGAAUCGCUGUGCUUCUCUUUUUCUGGUGCUAAUAUUCACUUGUAUAGAUGCGUGGGUCAGUUAGUCUCUGACCAUAAUAUUACCAUCAUCAAGCUGUCUUGCCUGGGGACAGGAAUUACGGCUUUGACCAGAAGGGAUGGCAAAACUGGUGCACCUCUGGUGCUAGAAUUGUUCAGGGACAACUCGAGCAUGACAGCAGAUGGAGGAAUGAGGAGGUAGUUAACACUGCAAGUCUGUAAAAUCAUCAGUGGUAUGAAGAUGAAUAACCCCAGCCUCCACAAAGCUGGAAACUAGGAGAGUAUUAUACUAGUUUUGAUUGCUUUCUUGUCUUACCCAUGUACUUUAUCUGGUCAUCUGAUAGACUGCUGUUCUACCUAUGAGUUUUACUUUAUUUGUUUACCUAUGUGAUGUCUGUGAAUUCUACAGCCUCCAUUUGAUGGAUUGUAGGGGAACUGGAACAGAAUGGGAUGCUAGUUGUGUCAUCUUUAUCUUAACAGCUGGUGCAACCUGAUGUUUUGCUGCUCAGUGCGCAAAACUGGUGGUAGGAGAAAGUAGCAAGAUUUGAUUGAGGCAAGAGUAAAGAGAUGUUAGGAAAAAGGAAAUGCUUGAAAGAUGCUAAUUAAUUCUAUCUUGAGGUUUAUUAGUAGUUUAAUCAUGCUUGAUUAAAUUAACCCGUCCUUGUGUUCCUCACUUAGAAAGUUUGAUUAAAGCAGAUACUCUGUGUCUUUUUUUUCCUCUUUUUUUGUCUUUUUAAUUAGCUGGGGAAUACAGUAUUUGCACAGAGAUGUACUUGCGUUCCUUGCAAUUAUGUCUGGGAUGCAGGUAGGUGGACUGAAGCAUGUGUGCCUAUGCAUAUGGUUAUUACCAUUAGGAUAGUUCCAUGCUUUUUCUUCAACAUGGAGCUCUUUUUAGGAUUACUGAAGGUUCACUACCUUUAACUGUCUGAAAUUGCAGUUUUACAUUGAUCACUUCUUAGUAUGCUUGCGAAGUACACUAAGGUAAGUAACUUCUUGCCAAAUAGGAAAUCGAGGAUUCCCUGCCACUAACAAGGGUCCUUCCAUAAAAAGUACUGGUUUCAUGUGGCAAAUGAAAGUACUGAUUUAUUUUGUAUGCACUUUCUCUUACCAAUUUGAUACCUAUUCGAGUAUCUGAAAAAGAAAACCACCUCCUCAGUAUCUGCAAUGGUUAUGGGGAACCUGUUGUUUUUUUAUUUGGAAGCACAUUUUAGAGAAGUUGCACGUGCUAAAAAUUGGCCAGGUGAGCUUAAAAUGAGAGCAUUCCCAUUUCUUGUUAGCUUUUUGAAAUGAAUCACAAAAUCACAGAAUAUUCUGUGUUGGAAGGGACCUACAAGGAUCAGCCAAGUCUACCUCCUGAAAGGCUUGACUUAAUAUUAAAAAAAAAUAUAAGUCAACUGUUGUGAUAUAUCUUUAGUUACCGUUCUGAUUUUUUUGUGAGUGAUCAACACUCUGGUAUUGUCAUUCAUUUUUGGUGUUGUCACUCUGCAAUUGCUAAUAAUUGGAGUGGGGAGGAGGAGAGAGCAGGGCUUACAUGCAUUAUAAUGGUUAAACCAAAUUCCACUUCUGGCAAAUUAAAGUUUUCCAAAUAGUCUUCUAACAAAGACCUUAUGAUGACCUUAUUUUUGGGGUAAGGUUUUUUUGUUUGUUUGGGGUUUUUGGGGGAGAAGGAUGGGGAGGAUCUUGUGGUUUUUGGUAUUUUUUCUUCUUUUUAGCAGGAGCUGGGGGAGUUGUUUAAUUUCCUUUGUUCGGAGAGAGUGAUAUGUUAAUGUCAGAUAAUUGUGAGUUGGAUUUUCUGUUAAUUCUUGAGACACUGAAGUUUUUCCAAAUGUCUUGAACUCCACUUUACACCACUUGAAUAUUCUAUAUUCUUUGUGAAGUUUUCUCCAUGAUUUUGAGACCUUCAUUUAAGAUUAUUUCCUGAUCCCAGAAGGUGAUGUUUACAAUUUAAGAAAACAAAACAAAACUAAAAAAUAAACAGCCCCCCAAACAAAUAAACAAAAAUAGCCUACAGAACAACUGCCUUGCAACAAUAUGGGAAUUGAUACUCUUGGAAUUUGUUUGAAUUCUAAUAGGAAUACAAUAGUGGUAAUAUAACAUAGGUGAAGAGGUAACAGUAUAACUAGUGUCUGAGUUAAACUGUGGGACUGCUGUGGAUUUGGUGGUGUCUUUGAAGAUGAAAAGCUGUAGAUUUGUGCUUUCUACCAAUUGCAGUGAUGAGUGCUUGAAGAUUACACUGAGUUGGGCAGGAGUGUUUAUCUGCAGUUGUGCAGGAAGGCUCUCCAGAAGGAUCUGGACAGGCUGGAUUGAUGGGCUAAGACCAGUGGUAUGAGGGUCAACAAGGUGAAGUGCUGGUCCUGCCCAUGGGUGACAACAGCCCCAUGGAGUGCUCCAGGCUGGGGGAAGAAUGACAGGAAAGGGAGGGUGUGCUGGUCCACUGGCUGAAUAUGAGCCCACAUGAUGAAGAACACCAGGGGCAUCUGGCUUGUAUCAGCCAUGGUGUGGCCACAUGCCCAGGGUAGUGACCAUUGCCCUUCACUGGCCCUGGUGAGACCUGCAGCUUUAAUCCUGAAGUCAGUUUUGGGGCUCUUCACUGUAAGAAGGACAGUGGGACUAGAGUGUGUCCAGAGAAGGGAAUGGAGCUAGGGAACGGUGUGGAGCACAAGUCUCAUGAGGAGCAGCUGGGGUAGCUGAGGCGGUUCAGCCUGAAGAAAAGGAGGCUCAGGGGGAAACUUUGCUCUGUACUAUCCUCCCUUACAGGAGGAUGCAGCCGGGUGGGAGUCUGGCUCUGUUCCCCAGGAACCAGUGACAAGAUGAGAGGAAAUGGCCUCAAGAAGUGCCAAGGGAGGUUUAGGUUGGAUAUUAGGAAAAACGUCUUCACAGAAGGGGUGGUCAGGCACUGGCACCCUUUCACUGCUCACAGCAGUGGUAGAGUCACCAUCCCUGGAGGGAUCUAAAGCACCCAGCAGUGCCCAUGGUAGCUGACAGUGCUUUUCCUAGCUGUGUAGAUGACACUUAGGGUUGGAUUAGGUCCACCACCGUUGCAGAUUGGCUGCAUCCAAGGCCACUGCAGGCAGGGAUUGGUGGACUUGAUGGCAUUAGGCUUGUGGUUGGACUCGAUGAUCUUAAAGAUGUUUUCCAAAUUCCUAAAAGUGUGCAGAUCACACCUACUGUGUGCACUUCUGGCGCCAUAACAUAAGGAAGAUACAGAGCUAUUGUAGAGCAUCCAAAAGAGGGCUGCAAAGAUGGUGACAGGUUUCCAGGCCAAAGUCAUACGUGGAGCUGUAUAGGGCACUUGGCUUGUUUGGUCUGGAGGAGUCUGAGGGGAGACGUCAUCACCCUCUGCAGCUUUCUCUCAAGGGCCAGCGGAGGGACAAGACAAUGACCUCCUCUCUCUGUGACCAGUCACAGGACCUGAGGAACUGCUGGAGCUGUGUCAAGGGACGUUUAGGCUGGACAUCAGGAAAAGGUUCAUCCCCUAGAGGUUGGUAAGGCCCUGGUCAUGGGCCCAAGGCUGACAGAGUUCAAGAAGCAUUUGGACAACUCUCAGGCAUGUGGUGUGAUGGUUGGGGCUGUCCUAUGCAGGGCCAGGAGCUGGACUUGAUGAUCCCUGUGGGUCCUUCAGUGCUCAGAAUAUUUUGUGGUUUUAAAUUACCCCAGUUCCCUUAAUUUAGAAGUGACUUCAAAUGGGAUGUGGGAGGUAAGUGGAGAGCAAAACCAGCACUCUUGCACUUGUGAAGAGGUUUGGGCUGCAGUGGAGAAAAGAAAGGAUGUAAACGGCUAAGGAGCUAAAGCCAAUCUGAGAUUGGCUGCAGAUCCCUUUUAUCUGCUGUGCACCAGACUGCAAACAUGUGAGAGCGAGGAGACUCUAGGUUAAGGCAGGCCGCUGUGGGAGAUGGCUCAGCAGUUUGUGCUUUGGGUAGGGCUGUCUGAACUAGUCUGAGGCUAGACUAAACAGUUGUUAAUGCUGUAACUUAGAGAGGCCAGGAUUUUGUGCUGCAACGUGGACUGGAAUUACAUCAUCUCCCGCUAGCGCGGGCGGGGACGGCGAGCGGCGGUCGGUCACGUGACGCGGCUGCUGCCGCCGCGGCCGCGGAUUGGCUGCGGCCGAGGCCGCUCCGGGCGGGGAUUGGCUGCGGCGGGGCCGCGGCGGCGGGAGCGCGCCCGUGCGUGGCCGGGGUCCGUGCGCGUGCUGCUCCGCGGGCUGCGAAAGCGCCGGGGGAGCCGCGCGGAGGCCGCUGAGGGCCGGCGCCGCCGCCCGCGCUGCUGCUGCACAGCCCCUCCUGAGCCGCAGAACUCGUCUGUGGGCUGGAUCUGGCAGAAUGGACUAACACCAGGCUCCUGCAGGUCCUGCCCUGUGAGGCGCUCGGAAGGGUUCCGAGGCCACGACAAGCUGCUGCUCUUUCGCGCCGGGCAGUGCUGCCGUGACCGCGCUGUGCUGCUGCGAUAUCCUUGAUUUGCAGAAGGCAUCUCACAAUGUUGUGUCGAGCUGCUCUGAGCCCUCUUGUCCGUUCCCCUGGAUGGUGCUUUGUCUCACCGCCACAUGUCAUCGCAGCCAUUUCCCGUUUAUAUCUCCCUUGCCAAAGAUUAAGGAAUGAAUCCAUCCGUUGUUGGAGCAACAUUCCAUUUAUCACCAUGCCACUCAGCCGUGCACAUGGAAAAUCAUUUGCACACCGCAGUGAGCUGAAGCAUGCAAAACGGAUUGUAGUAAAGCUGGGUAGUGCUGUUGUUACUCGAGGGGAUGAGUGUGGCUUGGCCCUUGGGAGGCUGGCUUCUAUUGUAGAGCAGGUCUCAAUGCUGCAAAAUCAGGGCCGAGAGAUGAUGAUUGUCACCAGUGGGGCUGUAGCUUUUGGAAAGCAGCGGUUGCGUCAUGAGAUCUUGCUUUCUCAGAGUGUGAGACAAGCACUUCAUUCAGGCCAGAGUCAGCUAAAAGAUAUGGCUAUUCCGGUCUUGGAGGCCCGAGCCUGUGCAGCAGCUGGACAGAGUGGACUGAUGGCUCUGUAUGAAGCCAUGUUUACACAGUACAGCAUCUGUGCAGCUCAAAUUUUAGUCACCAAUCUGGAUUUCCACGAUGAGCAGAAGCGUCGCAACUUAAAUGGAACAUUACAUGAACUUUUAAGGAUGAAUAUUGUCCCUAUAAUUAACACUAACGAUGCAGUUGUUCCACCUCCAGAGCCAAACAGUGAUCUGCAGGGGGUAAAUGUAAUUAGUGUGAAGGAUAAUGACAGUCUGGCAGCACGACUAGCUGUGGAAAUGAAAACUGAUCUCCUGAUUGUUCUUUCAGAUGUGGAAGGACUCUUUGACAGCCCUCCAGGGUCUGAUGAUGCAAAGCUUAUUGACAUAUUCUACCCAGGAGACCAGCAGUCUGUAACAUUUGGAACCAAAUCCCGAGUGGGAAUGGGUGGCAUGGAAGCCAAGGUGAAAGCAGCUCUGUGGGCCCUGCAAGGAGGCACUUCAGUAGUGAUUGCAAAUGGAACCCACCCAAAGAUCUCAGGUCAUGUCAUCACAGAUAUUGUAGAAGGGAAAAAAGUUGGAACUUUUUUUUCAGAGGUAAAACCUGCAGGCCCUACUGUAGAACAGCAGGCUGAAAUGGCUCGAGCUGGUGGCAGGACUUUGGCGGCUCUACAGCCUGAGCAGAGAGCAGAGAUUAUUUAUCGUCUUGCUGACUUACUAACGGACCAGAGGGAAGAAAUUCUCUUGGCAAACAAGAAGGAUUUAGAGGAGGCUGAAAAUAAAGGGAGAUUAGCACUCCCUUUGUUGAAACGCCUAAGUCUGUCUACUUCAAAGCUAAACAGCUUGGCUAUUGGUCUGCGUCAGAUUGCAGCAUCUUCGCAGGACAGCGUCGGCCGUGUAAUUCGACGAACUCGAAUAGCAAAAGACCUGGAUUUGGAGCAGGUUACAGUGCCAAUCGGUGUCCUUCUUGUGAUCUUUGAAUCUCGUCCUGACUGUCUUCCACAGGUCUCUGCUUUGGCCAUAGCCAGUGGAAAUGGCUUACUACUUAAAGGAGGGAAAGAGGCAGCACAUAGCAAUCAAAUCCUUCAUCAUCUGACACAAGAAGCACUCUCUAUUCAUGGAGUCAGAGAUGCAGUGCAACUGGUGAACACAAGAGAGGAAGUAGAAGAUCUCUGCCGUUUGGAUAAGCUGAUAGAUCUCAUCAUUCCACGUGGUUCAUCACAGCUAGUCAGGAAUAUCCAGAAGGCUGCUAAGGGAAUCCCAGUGAUGGGCCACAGUGAAGGGAUCUGUCAUGUGUAUGUUGACACGGAUGCCAGUGUUGAGAAGGUCACACGAAUAAUCAGAGACUCAAAGUGUGAAUAUCCUGCUGCCUGUAAUGCUCUGGAAACUCUGUUAAUUCAUCGAGACUUGCUGAGAACCCCGUUGUUUGAUCAGAUCAUAGACAUGUUGAGAGUAGAACAGGUGAAGAUUCAUGCUGGCCCAAAGUUUGCAUCUUACUUGACAUUCAGUCCGUCAGAAGUGAAAUCUCUGCGCACAGAAUAUGGGGACCUGGAGUGCUGUAUUGAGGUGGUGGACAGCGUUCAAGAAGCUGUUGAACAUAUCCACAAGUAUGGAAGUUCCCAUACGGAUGUUAUUAUCACAGAGAAUGAGAAAACAGCAGAGUUCUUCCUCCAGCAUGUGGACAGCGCCUGUGUUUUCUGGAAUGCCAGUACCCGAUUCUCUGAUGGCUAUAGGUUUGGACUUGGUGCUGAAGUGGGAAUUAGUACUUCGCGUAUCCAUGCACGUGGACCAGUGGGAAUUGAAGGACUCUUAACUACGAAGUGGUUGCUGAGGGGGGACAAUCAUGUUGUUUCUGACUUUUCAGAGCAUGGGAGCAUGAAGUAUCUUCAUGAAAGCCUCCCUCUCCCUCAGAGAAAUGCCAACUGAAAACACGGGGGAGAAAACCCAGGCUAUAAUUAUUUCCUGAAGUUGUUGAGGCUUCAGGAUAAUCUCUGGUGAAGAAGUUUGUUUUUCAUCAUCAGAAACAUUGUCCUUGGUCAUUUUGCAGUGCAAUGAAUACAAAAUGUUCCCAUCAACGAGAAUUCUCCCCCUCCUCCCCUUUCAGUUUUCUUAGACAGUAUCUGCAAACUGACUUCACUUCUCCCAAAGACAGACUUUUUCAAAUCAUAUAGGUAACAUAAGGAAGGAUUUAAGUAUUGACUACCUUCCUUUUUUUAUCCAGUGCUCCCUGUAGCAAAUAUGUUUGGUGGUGGAGCUUAAUUUUUUUUUUUUCAUAAGUUUUGUUUUAUUCAAGUAUCUCUUCUGGGCAACAGACUCAGUAGUUUUGGUUUUGAGGGGUUUUUUUUUGCGGUCUUAACGAUCAUGGCAUCUCUUGAGGGCCAGAAAGCUUUAUGCUUAAUUUCUUUGUAUUUGAUCAGUCUUGAGAUAGGGGGACAGAUGUUCCAAAUGUAUAGUAAACUUUUGACCAAGAAACCUUUUAUAUCUAAUUCUUUGUAUUGUUGACUAUUGUACAUAAAAAACAUCGUCUGCUACAUUAA